CACAUGACACGGUAACAGGAAGUUAUGGUCAUCCCCAAAGUGGAGUCGAAAGAGAUUUUAUGAGAACAUGUUCUCAUAACAAUGGUUGAAAUUGUUUUCGUAAAAUUUGGACCCCCUUACAGUUAAGUUAAGGAAGUUGGAAUGAGUCUGCGGGCUUUGUGGGUUAUUUCUCACCAGAGCGGAGAAAAUGCGACCGUACGCUUCUCAAGGAGGUUCUCAACUGUGGAGUACCGUGCAAAGUGCCUGGCAGGUUCCACCUACGUAGAAGUGCCCGAGGAAGGCACUGUGCUGCAGCUCCUGCUCACUGAGCUGGGACUUUCAGAUCCAGACAAGUUCUAUGUUCCUCUUAGAGAUGACUGUCUUCACCGUCCACGGUUACCGGCCCUGGAACUGCACGUGGACGGUCCUGGAAAAGGGAUACUUUGGCCCGUGUUGACCAUCUCUCAUGGACCUCUUAUUCUGGCCUGUCUGUGUUUAGUGGACUGUCCUCUUGAGCCACGGCCCCCACUUGCUAAUCUGUUUUCUGUCUCUCAGGGGCUCACACUCUUGAGAGGUCUACAGACUUUCCUCCUUGGCUCAGGGAGUAAAGCUGAUACUGAGGGUCUGUCCUGUCGCCUGGCGAUGCUGCCCUCUAUAAUGCUACAGGUUUGUCCUCUGGGCACACCCCUGGACGUGCCCACAGUGGCAACUGCUGCAACACCCUCAGUCCCCAUACCUGCUGGAAACCAGAAGCAGCCGGCUUGGAAAACAGGUUUUCACAAAGGUCGAGCCGUCGUCAACGUAGCAGUAAAAGAAACUGUUCGUUCCAUGCAGUACGGUCAGCGGAGCAGGCAGGAUCUUUGGGAUGUGUAUGGCACGGUGACGUGCAAAUGCGAAGUGGAGGGCGUCCUACCAAAUGUGACGGUGACCCUCACACUGCCACCUAAUGGCUCGCCACUGCAGGACAUCCUGGUCCAUCCCUGUGUCACUUCACUGGAUUCCAGCAUCCUGACAGCCAGCAGUGUUGAUAACUGUGAUGGCUCGGCCUUUUCUGGGCCAUAUAAGUUUCCCUUCUCGCCACCUCUCGAACCUUUUAUGCUGUGCAGUUACACAUCUCAGGUUCCCGUUCCACCGAUCCUGGGAUCGUAUCAACUAAAAGAGGAAGAAAACCACCUGCGUGUUUCAGCCACGCUCAAACUUCAUGAAAGUGUGAAAAACAGCUUUGAGUUCUGUGAAGCACACGUACCGUUCUUUAACAGAGACCAGAUGGGAGCUGUGGAAAUGAAAGUGAGCUCUGGACAACUGGACGUGUCCAAAGAGAAAAACCUGCUGGUCUGGAGUCUGGGACCAAAGUUCCCCAAAUCUCUGGAGGUAACAAUGGAAGGCAGGAUCACUUUUUCAGGUCCGACACCUGGACCUACAGACCCGCUCUGCACUGAACUUACAGCUUAUAUCAAAUUGCAUUUCAAAGUACCCGACAUUACACUGUCUGGAUGCUGCGUGGAUCAGCAUUCAGUGCAAGUCUAUUCCUCUGCCAAACCACGGAUUUCGACAUCCCGGGAACUUGAAUCGAAAGAGUACUUUAUAUGGAAUUCAACUGGCAACGCUCCAGUGUCCUCUGCGCAGUUGAUGCUCUAGCAUCAACUGUAACAUUACACUGUUACACAAACAGAAUAAACCGAGGAGUCUGACGAAGAUAUGGAGCCCAAAAAAAACAAAAAACAUCUGUACUUGUCCUUGAUUGAUUUCUUCAAUGCACUUAUUGUCUAAAAAAGACCAAAGACUAAUUAUGUGUUAAAUGUAACUGACAGGAAAAUUAGAUGAUUUUUCUAGACGCUGAUUUUCACCAAAUCAGCCCUUUUGGUAAAACCUCCUUUAACCCCAGGUCUUCGCCCAUCUUCAAAUCUGUCCCACUGCUGACACAAGGGCCAGUCGUUCACUCUGACAGUCCCACUUCAGUGGCUCUGCAUCAGCAGGAUAAUUAGCAGCUGGGACCUUGUCAUCAGCUGUUGUGGGUCUGGAGGAGACGGACGGCUGGCCGCUGAAAGGCCGGCCUGAUCUGGCUACUCCUCUGGCUACAAAAGGCUCCUCUUUUAGACCUGGCAGGAGUCCUUACUCUUACCAAUCACUCACCCCCCUCACCCCCACCUCUCCUGACCCCCAUCACCACCCUGUCAACUGGUGGUUAGUUCAAACACACAACCUCUCCAACCAGACUCUGAUUGAGCGUUGACCUGCUGGCCCUGCUGGGACCAUGAAAGCAGCCGUUCCCUUUCACUGAGUAGGACCGGGCUAAUUGGUGAAAAAGUCACAAGGAUGCUUGUAGGUGGGACGCCCUCUUAAAGGUCGCAGACGUCCUUAAAGUCACUUUAUGUAGAAUUUCAAGUAUUUGACGUUGACCUUUUUUUGCCAAUUGUCUCACUGUCACUCUUCCCUUCUUCGCAUGUAACUCAUUUGAAAAGACAACUUUUGCGAUGACUUCGAUGUAUUAUUAUGAGCAACCAGCUGGUGAAGGGUUAAAUCCGAGGCCCACAAUUAAACAGCAGCCAGACUCUUCUGAGUGCCCUCAUUGUGUGCUCCUGGCCUCUUGUGCCCCUCGCUGGUCCAAAUGCUACAUUCUCACGUGGAUUUCCACUCAGAAGGCUGACCAUGACCAAUCCUCUGUCAAUUGGAACCAAUUGCUCACACGGCAUCCUUCACCUUCUUUUUAUGUAGCAGCACGGAGUGGCAGACACCGAGAUCUCUCGGCGCUCUCCCCUCCACGAUGAUUUGGCUUUAAGGCCCUGUGUGUGUGGCUAGUCAACUGGAAAAGGAGAGGUUUUUCUUUGGUUGACGCUAAAUCUCAGGAUCUAAUAUGUGGUCAGUCUGACUUCUCACGUCUGCAGCAACCAACGGCAAAAUUUGCCUCAUUGAUCAAAUUGCAUGAAAAGUAGAUGGACUUCUGUCAAUGUGUCGCUUUGGUUCAACACGUUCUACUCACUUUUCUGGUCUUUAAAAGAUAUGUUUAAUACUACUUAGGUGACUGUGUUAAACAGUUGAUUUGUUUUGCAUAAUAAUUUGUUGUAUUCUGU
Molecule: messenger RNA, 3050 nt
Organism: Cynoglossus semilaevis (tongue sole)
Lineage: Eukaryota; Metazoa; Chordata; Actinopteri; Pleuronectiformes; Cynoglossidae
Gene: ap5m1
Product: adaptor related protein complex 5 subunit mu 1
Exons: 9
Coding region: 142-1617 (491 amino acids)
Biological process (GO): endosomal transport
Cellular component (GO): lysosome; late endosome; AP-type membrane coat adaptor complex
Source: RefSeq, a predicted model, not a curated record